CAGUUGGAGCCGCGAGAGGGUUCGGAGAUGCGACGCGGCGCGGAGGGGAGCGAACGAGAGCCUCGGGUGUCCUUCCCCUCCCUCGCCUCGCCACCUUCUCCUCCCCGCGGCCGGGCCGGAACUAUGUGAUCCCGGAAGUUCCGGUGCCAUUGCUGUGUGGGAUAAACAGUAAUGGCGGAGGCUGCAGCUCCCGGAACAACAGCCACAACAGCAGGAGCGGCAGCGGCGGCGGUGGCAGCGGCCUCCCCCACCCCUAUCCCCACAGUCACCUCCCCGUCCCCGGUGGCGGGCGGAGGGGGAGCCGGCAGCGACGGCGGCGGCGGCGGCGGCUGGACUAAGCAGGUCACCUGCCGGUAUUUCAUGCAUGGGGUUUGUAAGGAAGGAGAGAACUGUCGCUACUCGCACGACCUCUCUGACAGUCCAUAUGGUGUAGUGUGCAAGUAUUUCCAGCGAGGGUAUUGUAUUUACGGAGACCGCUGCAGAUACGAACACAGUAAGCCAUUGAAACAGGAAGAAGCUACUGCUACAGAUCUAACUGCAAAAUCAUCCCUUGCUGCUUCUUCAAGUCUCUCAUCAGUAAUUGGACCAACUGUUGAAAUGAAUACGGGAGAAGCUGAGUCAAGAAAUUCAAACUUUGCAACUGUAGGAGCAGGUUCAGAAGAUUGGGUGAAUGCCAUUGAGUUUGUUCCUGGGCAACCCUACUGUGGCCGUACUGCCCCUUCCUGCACUGAAGCACCCCUGCAGGGGUCAGUGAUUAAGGAGGAGUCCGAGAAGGAGCAAACUGCAGUGGAAACAAAGCAGCAGCUCUGCCCCUACGCUGCAGUGGGAGAGUGCCGCUACGGGGAGAACUGUGUGUACCUCCACGGAGACUCGUGUGACAUGUGCGGGCUGCAGGUCCUCCACCCGACGGAUGCCGCCCAGAGGUCACAACAUAUAAAAUCUUGCAUCGAGGCCCACGAGAAGGACAUGGAGCUGUCCUUCGCCGUCCAGCGCAGCAAGGACAUGGUGUGUGGGAUCUGCAUGGAGGUGGUCUAUGAGAAAGCCAGCCCCAGCGAGCGCCGCUUCGGGAUUCUCUCCAACUGCAACCACACCUACUGUCUCAAGUGUAUUCGCAAGUGGAGGAGUGCUAAGCAAUUUGAGAGCAAGAUCAUAAAGUCCUGCCCAGAAUGCCGGAUCACAUCUAACUUUGUCAUUCCAAGUGAGUACUGGGUGGAGGAGAAAGAAGAGAAGCAGAAACUCAUUCAGAAAUACAAGGAGGCAAUGAGCAACAAGGCGUGCAGGUAUUUUGAUGAAGGACGUGGGAGCUGCCCAUUUGGAGGGAACUGUUUUUACAAGCAUGCGUACCCUGAUGGCCGUAGAGAGGAGCCACAGAGACAGAAAGUGGGAACAUCAAGCAGAUACCGGGCCCAACGAAGGAACCACUUCUGGGAGCUCAUUGAGGAAAGAGAGAACAGCAACCCCUUUGAGAACGAUGAAGAAGAGGUGGUCACCUUUGAGCUGGGCGAGAUGUUGCUUAUGCUUUUGGCCGCAGGUGGGGACGACGACCUGACAGACUCUGAAGACGAGUGGGACUUGUUUCAUGAUGAGCUGGAAGAUUUUUAUGACUUGGAUCUAUAGCAACUUUGCGUGGCGUGUGAACUGGUCUGCUGAGCCCCAGACAGUGGCCGUCCCCUGUGGUGGUGUGGCAGCGCCCGUGUCUCUCUCCUAGGCAGGCCUACCAACUCCAGGUGCUGUCGUAAUAAUAUGUUCCCAGGGCCUGUCUUCUCAACCCCUUGCCUUUACCCCAGGAGUGUGGUGUUCUCCCUGUUUAAAAAAGUUACAAAAAUAAAUCUUAAAGUUAGUUUUUUUGUAACCUGAAUUUAACUGUCAGACAGUUAGUGUAGGUUUGUUGCGUCGCCUGUUUUCGACCAGACUCACACAGUCCCAGGGUGAUGUUUAUGGACUUCCCACACCCGUUUUGAGGACUCCAGAUUCAAAAGUAACAGCAUUGGCCCUGCUUUGGGGUCCAAGAGUGGGGGUGAUGGUGAAGAAUCUGAGCUAUGGCAAGUAGCCUGCUCCAGACUUAAGAGGUGGAGACUUGAGGUUUCUGGUGGAACCCGCACAUCUGUGUUUUUACAUCUUUCCCCUCCCUGUGCUCCCCACCCUGUGCACUCGUUCAGUGGUUUUGGUCUCUUGUUUAAUUGCACACACAUAAUACUACUGGGUACCAGAACCAGGUGUGAAUGUGUUGAGAUUUUUACUGUGUUUAGCAUGAUAGGAAGAUUACAAAAGAACACAUAUGGAAGAAAACAGUGGCAUAAAAUAAGUGCAGAGUUGGCAGUUGACUCCCAAGGGCUGAUAGAUGGUGUGAGUGUGUGUGUGCAUGUGUGAUAAGCUUCUCAUCCCUGCAUAGACGCAGUGCUCUUAGCCUUAGUGGAAAACUCGGUUUAGUGGUUUCAACCUAGUGUGGCAAAUAGAUCUUAAAGGGCAAAGCAGUAUAUUGGUAACUGUUAGUAGAGCAGUGCUAACUCUGUCUACAUAGAGAAGUGGACUUAGCCGUAGCUAUCGGCUAUCCCAUUAUGUCACCACAGGCUGGGGCUCGACUACACAGUUGUACUUACUGCUUUAUGAUCUCCCAGCCUUUCCGGUCCGGCACUUUUUGACAAAGUUUUGUCCUCAUUUGGAGUUUUGUUGUCAAGUUUUUAUGGGUAUUUGCCUUGUUCAUCCCUGAGCUUUGCAGGUAGACAGACUUGAUUCAAAACUGUGUCCUAAGGUGUUUCUUGAAGUGGAGUAACUGUUUGCAGUAACAAGUCACGCUUUUCCACUAAAGGGGGAGGAGGUGGACAUCCACAAGACACGCUGAAGUUAAGUUGUUAGAAGAGUUUCUUGAUUGGAAAUUUUAGCUUCGCAUUUUGUUGCUCUAUUUCCUACAAAUACCUUGGAGAUACUCCUGGUUCGUCCAUCUCCUGCAUUGAUUCCUUGGAUCCCACCCAUUCUUUCACUUUAAGAAAAAAGUAAUCAUUGCAGAGGUCUCUGUAUUUUGCAGCUGCCCUUUUGUAAGAAGCACUUUUCCCAAAUAAACAAUAAAAAAAACCUUAA
Messenger RNA from Manis javanica (Malayan pangolin), 3078 nucleotides. It is a transcript of the gene MKRN1, whose product is annotated as makorin ring finger protein 1. The record is from RefSeq and is a predicted model, not a curated record. Gene Ontology annotation, molecular function: ubiquitin protein ligase activity; metal ion binding. NCBI's taxonomy places the organism in Eukaryota, Metazoa, Chordata, Mammalia, Pholidota, Manidae. Gene Ontology annotation, biological process: protein polyubiquitination.